AUGGGAGGCGAUGGAAGGCUUGGCCUCGGGGAUGAGUCACCCAUGGAUAGCGGUGGGGAUUUCAAUGUCAUUGCCUCGAGCGACGAACGGGAAGGGGGAGCCCCGGCCAAUGCCCACAACAUGGAGGAAUUCAAUACAUCUAUGUUCACCUGCGGUCUAUCCGCUUUAGCUUUUGACGGUUCCAGGUUCACAUGGACUAAUGGCACGCUUCAUGAGAUUGUGGCUUCGACAUGGGAAACGCAAGUCCAGGGGAUAGGUAUGGGCAAGUUCUUCAAGAAGCUGAGCGCGGUGAGGAAGGCUCUGAGGCGGUGGAAUUGGGAGGUAUUUGGUAAUGUCACAUCUAAUGUACAGCAGACGGAACAGGUGUUGCGGCAACGGCAGAGGGAUUAUGAUCGACGACAGGAUGAGGAGUCUAGGACUCUUCUGCAUAAAGCCAGAGCACUUUUCAACAAGGUGCUAGCGCAGGAGUGCGCCUUUUGGCAUCAGAAAGCAGGGGUUGGGUGGCUCCAAGAAGGGGAUGCUAAUACGGCGUAUUUUCACUCCCUGGUCCGACAACGUCGCAAUGUGAACUUCAUUUCAUGGAUCAGGAUGGAUGAGGGGGGAUGA
Messenger RNA from Coffea eugenioides, 606 nucleotides. RefSeq lists its product as uncharacterized. The coding region runs from base 1 to 606 and encodes 201 amino acids. The record is from RefSeq and is a predicted model, not a curated record. The transcript is spliced from 2 exons. Lineage: Eukaryota; Viridiplantae; Streptophyta; Magnoliopsida; Gentianales; Rubiaceae.